AUGAAGGCUUAUUAUUUUCCACAUUUUGUUCAUCCUGAAACUUGUUCUAAGCACCUAUACAUUACAACACCCCAGAAGAUGAAAGCACUGAGCGGAUCCUGUCUGCACAUCCCAUGUAACUUUAGUGUUCACCCAGAGGAGGAAUUAAACAGCAGAAGAGCAACCAUCGGAGUCUGGAUUAAAGAGGACUCCAGGUUUGCAAGAUAUCCAAAGAAUUUGAUUUUCAACAGUAGUUGGACACAUAACAGCUAUCCAAUGAGUAUUACCGGAAACCUGAGACAGAACAACUGCACCACUCUGUUUUCCAGUUUAAUCUCAGAUUACACAAACACAUACUUCUUCAGAAUUGAGAACUCACCAUUUCUGGCAACAGCUUCUUGUGAUCCUCUUCACGUAACAGUUCAAGAUUCUCCUCCGAGCCCCACAAUUGAGAUCUCAGGUGAUGUGAAGGAGAACGUGUCUGUCACUAUAAACUGCUCCGCUGCAACUCCCUGUCCACACGACCCUCCUCAACUCACCUGGACUCUCCAACAAAACCCCGACAACAUAAUAAAGGAAAACGCAGAUCGGACCUUCACAACUAAAAUCCAGAAGACCAUCAUUUUGUCAGACCAACAUGAUGGAUUGAACAUCACCUGCUCUGCCAGUUAUCCUGUGAAUGAAGGGACAGAUCACAAGACAGCAGAGGAGACAAAGACUCUCAAUGUUUCAUAUGCUCCCAAGAACACCUCAACGUCCAUCAGUCCAUCCUCAGGUUGGGCAACAGACAGCAGGGUGAACCUGAGCUGCUCCAGCACAGCCAACCCUCCCGUCAGCAGCUUCACCUGGUUCAAGAAGAGCAACGAUGGAGCCGUCAGAGUGUCUGAAGGAAGAUGUUACAGCUUCAAUGUGACAGGUGGAGGGGUUUAUUACUGUGUGGCCACAAAUGGUCUCGGUAAUCAAACCUCUUCAGACAUCCAGCUCACUGUAGAAGAGGCAGAACAGCCUGAUAGCGCUCCACCAUGGGGAGCACUUGUUGGCGGGAUCAUUGGGAUCAUCUCACUCAUCUGUGUGGUUGUUGCUAUUUGGGAAGUAUCUCAAAUCAACUUCACAUCCAGAUCUUAAUAUCUUUUAUUACACAGAAACAUGACGCUGACCCCUCUUAUGUCUUCCAGGUGGUUAAAGUCAAAACAUCCAACUUCACAACAGACACAGUGGGAGCAGAUUGAGGGAAGAAACGAGACAGAAAUACAUUUUGCGCAGAGGCUAACAGCUGAAGAGCUAGCUGUUCAAGAAUCAGCAACAGAAACAGAAGAAGACAUCCAUUACGGAGAGAUCGACUUCUCCAAGCGGAGACCUGAACAGCCCUCAGAGCAGGACGGUGCACAGCAGCAGGAAUCUCUGUACGCACAGGUCAAAG
Molecule: messenger RNA, 1399 nt
Organism: Cottoperca gobio
Lineage: Eukaryota; Metazoa; Chordata; Actinopteri; Perciformes; Bovichtidae
Product: sialoadhesin-like
Exons: 6
Coding region: 1-1104 (367 amino acids)
Source: RefSeq, a predicted model, not a curated record